AUGGCAACCUUGGAUGGUUUUCCCGCCAGUUUCUAUGGGGAGCCGGGGGUGUUGGGUAUGUUGGCCAAUGGGAUCAGUGCGUUCCUGGUUCUACUGCAGAACUUCAACACAGCUAGAACCGGAGUAUCUGCCGAGGGGGUGGAGAACAUUCUGGCAGGUGUCCAUCUCAUCCUGAUAGGUGGAGUGUGUCAGCUGAUUGCCGGACUCCUGUCGUUCCGUAAAUACGACCACCUGAGUGGCACAGCCUUCAUUGGCUAUGCAGCUCUCUGGGGCAGCUAUGGUGCCACACGCAUCUUCCUGGGUGCAUCCCAACCAAUCACAACUAACCUGACCAUAUCACAUGACCUGAUGAAUAACACGACCCCGCUCACUGCCCUCACGACCAACCUAUCCCUGUCGGCUGAACUCUGGAACAGCACCUCGCAGAGUCCUGAUUGGCUGUCUCUCCUGCUCAUCCCCCAGUCUGCCAUCGCGGGAUUGGUCCCCUACAUCCUUCUAUCCUUCCUAUUGGCCUUCUGCUCUGCCACGGUAAACGUCAUCAUGCCCUUUGUGUUCGGUGCCAUCACGCUGACCCUGCUGUUUGAGGCUGUGGCGGUGGGCGUGUCCUCGGCCUGGCCACUGGUCGUCUCUGGCAUUCUAGAACUCCUCAUCCUCCUUUUCGCCGUGUACGGCAGCGCCGCCCUGCUGCCCUGCGGCCAGCGCCAGAGCCUGGGACAGGAGAAGAAGAAGAACACCAAGUACGCUGAACCUCAGGCGCUCUUCUUCUUCUGUGACACGGUGUCUCCCUUCAUCAUGUUGUUCUACAGCUUUGGAUACGUCACGUCCUUCUCCCUGGGUGCUGUGUGGGUCUCCAUCAUCUCUGCUGCUCAACUCCUCUCUAGCUACUACGCUCACCUGCGGCAAGAUGGCUACCUGGUCACCAAGGCCGGCCUGCAUGCCACCUACUGGCUUACCAAGGCGUGGGAGGAGUUUGUGUUGUCGGCUGUGAUCGUGUCGGAGCCGGAGGGAGAGGUGGCUACUGGGAGACAGGCGAUGGUUGGUGAUUGGUUCUUCGUGGCGGUGGCGCUCCUCCUCCUGGUUGUCAGUCUGAGUAAUGACACCCUGGAGGUGACCCAUAAUGCUCUGUUCCUGCUGCUGUCCGUCUCCACGGUCCCCCAGAUCCCCCUCCAGGGGUACUAUGUGUUCUUCGGGGUGUCCUGUUCCCUGUUCGCCUCCGCUUCGCUCUACGGGACAUUUUGCCGCCUGAUCAACUCUAUCGCUGAGAAGAGUCUGAUCCCGGUGGGUCCUCAGCCCAUCUCCUCCGACCGUCUCCUCUCCUUCCUGUCCUGCUUUCGCUCCCCGAGGAAACUCCAGGGGGCGCUGCCUUCAUCAUCAUCAUCAGCAUCAUCCCUGACCAAUCAGAUCCCUGACGCUCUGUUCUACCUGACCAACGGCGUGGCCGCUCUCUCGGCGCUCCACGCGGCCUCAUCCAGUCAGAGUGUGUCCUUCCUGCGUCUGAGUGUUCCCUGGGUUCUGGUAUCUGGAGCAGUGGUGCAGGGGUUCGUCAGCAGGCUGCAGGUCAGAGGAGGACAGAGGUUUGGCUCCGUCAUCCCAUCCUUCUACCUGUCUGUCUGGGCCACCUGGACAUGGUAUCGCUUCGCAGGCCCCUUGCUGCAGAUCUCUCCAGUAGGAUCCUAUGGGUUUACAGCUGGAGCCAUCGCUUUCCUGGUCAUCAACGCUUUCCUCAUGCUCAUCGCUGCGUAUGGUAACCUGGUCCUCUUGUCUCUGACCGUGGUCAUGGAGGCGGUUCUGGUGUGUUUCCUCCUGUCCACUCUGCAACAGCUCCCCUACCAGCUGGAGAUUGCCAUGCUAGCUGUGUUCUCUGUCGUCUGUCUAUAUGGAACCCUGGCAUCACUGGUCAACGGUGCCUUCCGCCAGAGUGUGAUGCCCAUGGGGCCUCCACUGGUUAAGGAUGUGAAUCAGCAGCAGAAGUCCUCCCCUGCCCUGCCUUGUCCCGUGGCAGACUCCAGACUGACCAGCGGUCUUCUGAAGAUCUCCAGACUGCUGGACGACGGGGGUCUGUGGAAUCCCCACCGAUACGGUCUACGCCCUGGCCGCAUCCUUGUGGAGCAGCUGGUGGCAGCCAAGCCCCCAUUCAGCUCUCUACUCUGGGAAUUCAUGAGGAACGUCUACCCUGGAGGGAUCAGCUGCAUCGUCAGCAAGGGAGACUGGCUACUCAGACUGGGUGUGGGUCCGGCCUACGACCGCGUGGGGACCAAUGAUAGCAUCAUGAUCCGAGUCCCUGACCACACCGUCACAGGACACCUGUGUGACAUCACCGGACCACUUGCCAUCACCUCAGCCAAUCCCAGUGGAGAACCCGACAGCACGCACCACGACAUGGUCAUCAGUCGGCUUGGCCAUAAGAUCCAGGGGGUUCUGUGUGACGGGGAUUCCAACGAGAUCGUAGCCUCAACGGUGGUGAACUGCCUCAAGAUAGAUGAAGGCACGAUUAGUAUCGUGAGGGAAGGCUGCGUCCCGGCGGUGAAGGUCCGACAGAUCUUUGAGAGGGUGAAGACCAGUAUGUCGUGA
This is a messenger RNA of Oncorhynchus masou masou (cherry salmon), 2571 nucleotides long. RefSeq lists its product as uncharacterized. NCBI's taxonomy places the organism in Eukaryota, Metazoa, Chordata, Actinopteri, Salmoniformes, Salmonidae. The record is from RefSeq and is a predicted model, not a curated record. Gene Ontology annotation, biological process: regulation of translational fidelity. Gene Ontology annotation, cellular component: membrane; cytoplasm. The transcript is spliced from 11 exons. Gene Ontology annotation, molecular function: nucleotidyltransferase activity; double-stranded RNA binding; tRNA binding. Bases 1 to 2571 code for a protein of 856 amino acids.